Symbiodinium necroappetens is the source of this 1002-nucleotide messenger RNA. The record is from the annotation of a GenBank genome assembly. NCBI's taxonomy places the organism in Eukaryota, Dinophyceae, Suessiales, Symbiodiniaceae.
CUUGCAAUCGCUGGCCGCCAGCGCAGCUUUCAUGGCCCAAAUGCUGCAUGUGAGACCAUGAGUCGGGGAUACCCCGGAGACGCCGGAGACGGUCAAGAUUGGGGAUCCGAGGUCCAUGGCCGGUCGGCCCUCGUGAGCAGCGUUGGCGAGCCCUCUCGUCAAGGGACGAAUGACUCGGUGGUUUCUUCCAGUGCCGCCAGCUUCGGAACGUUGAAGACUUAUCAACCCAAGGACAGCAUGAAAGAUUUGAAAGUUUUCGCCGAUUCCUUUGCAGAUCACCUUCGGGUUGUCAUGAACCACCUCUUGAAGACUGACGAGGACUUGUCAGCAGCCGUUGUAGUCACACACCGUCGUCUUGUAGAUCUCGUCGGUUCAGCACAGACGGUGUUGUGGAAGCUGUCGCGUACAGCAUGCAGCACCUUCGAGAAGCUACCUUCUCUGCUGUGGGCUUCCCGGUGUGCUGGCAAGGAGAAUGAGCUAGAUGAUUCGAUUUCCGAGAUUCAUAGCAGCAUGGCUGCGUUGCGCAAAGAGACACAGGCGAUCCGCAACGAUUACAUCGAUCUGCUCAAGCAGGUACAGUACGUGGGGCACUGCACACAGGUCACUAUGGAUCACGCGGUGAUAAGCUCUUUGCCAGAACCGGAUGAGGAUGAGCAUGGCAUCUUAGAGUGCCCACCAGCCAGCCCAGAGUUCAACGAAGCUCAGCGAAAGUCGCAGAAGAGCUUGCAACUCACGCUCGCUCACCUCGAAGGCAUUUGCGAGAUGAUGGAGGAUUGCUCGGACUUCUGGUUGAUGCUACACCAUGCUGAGCUCCAGCUCCGUAAGCUUGAGAAGGAAGCCUCGGUGAUCCGCGAUGGCAAGCCUUGUACAAAGACUGAGCCAGAGCAUGAAAGCAGCUCGUGCAUGAAAAAGUUCUGUGAGCAUUUGAAGUCCUUCUGCGGCGUACACUGUGGCGUUCAGCCAACCAAUAGUUUCAAAGUCGCGGCGAUUUCAGCCUGCUGA